This is a messenger RNA of Lepus europaeus (European hare), 995 nucleotides long. It is a transcript of the gene ALKBH7, whose product is annotated as alkB homolog 7. Gene Ontology annotation, biological process: fatty acid metabolic process; DNA damage response. The transcript is spliced from 4 exons. NCBI's taxonomy places the organism in Eukaryota, Metazoa, Chordata, Mammalia, Lagomorpha, Leporidae. The record is from RefSeq and is a predicted model, not a curated record. Gene Ontology annotation, cellular component: mitochondrial matrix. Bases 44 to 700 code for a protein of 218 amino acids.
GUUACCCCGAGACCCGCCGCUUUCACGACCCGGCUCCAGAGCGAUGGCCGGGAGUGGGCGGCUGGCUUUGCGGACGCUGCCCGUGCCGGGCUGGGUGCGGGGUUCGAGCCCCGCCGUGGUGAGCCGUUUGCGGGAUGAGGCCGUGGUGCGGCCGGGCUUCCUGAGCGCAGCCGAGGAGGAGACGCUGAGCCGUGAGCUGGAGCCCGAGCUGCGCCGCCGCCGCUACGAAUACGAUCACUGGGACGCGGCCAUCCACGGCUUCCGGGAGACGGAGAAGGCGCGCUGGUCAGAGGCCAGCCGGGCCAUCCUGCAGCGCGUGCAGGCGGCGGCCUUUGGCCCUGGCCAGACCCUGCUGUCCUCGGUGCACGUGCUGGACCUGGAGCCGCGGGGCUACGUCAAGCCCCAUGUGGACAGCGUCAAGUUCUGCGGAGCCACCAUCGCGGGCUUGUCCCUGCUCUCCGCCAGCGUCAUGCGGCUGGUGCACACCCAGGAGCCGGGGCAGUGGCUGGAACUUUUGCUGGAGCCCGGCUCCCUCUACAUCCUUAGGGGCUCGGCCCGCUAUGACUUCUCCCAUGAGAUCCUGCGGGAUGAAGACUCCUUCUUUGGGGAGCGGCGGAUUCCGCGGAGCCGGCGCAUCUCGGUGAUCUGCCGCGCCCUCCCUGAGGGGACGGGGCCGGGGGAGCCCCCGCCAGCCUGCUGACCCCCCACCCCCGCCCAGGCCUGUGCGCCAGCUCCUCGCCGAGGCCCCACUGGGGAACCAGACUGGAGAAUGGACGACGCGGACAUCCUCGCCCUGGCUGUGUUCAGGACGCUGGGAUGGGGAGGUGGGGGAAGGCGGUGGCCCUGGGUGGCGCGCACACACCGGCUGGAUGAGUCCCAGGGCCAGCAGAGCGAGUUUCCUUUAUUGUGUCGGUUGCUGGUGCCCCAGCCCGCCUCCCCUUCCAUGCUGUCCCGUGGGCACCCACAUCUCCAAUAAAUAAGUCGGACGAGCUCCA